AUGCCCAUCGAGUGUCAGAGCUUCUUCAAUGCCAAGACUUUCUUUUGGGGAUUGCCAGGGGCGUGCAUUGCUGGGGGUCGGGGGAUACAGUGCCAGGGUUGUGCAUUGCUGGACAGGGUGUGUUUUAACUCCGCUUCUCUCUGGUUCUUGCAGUUUGUGCACCUGGCCCAGGUGAGCUUCCUCAUUCAUGCCUUUGGCUCGGCCUUCACCUUGGACCUGGAGCUGAACCACCACCUGCUCUCCUCGCGCUACGUGGAGCGGCACUUUGGCCAGGAUGGGAACAGCGGCCACAGCCCGGGAGCGGGGGAGCACUGUUACUAUCAGGGCAAACUCCGAGGGGAGGCGAGGUCCUUGGCAGCUCUGUCCAGCUGCCGUGGUCUGCACGGUGUCUUCUCGGACGGGAGGGAUAUGUACCUGAUUGAGCCCCGCAGAGCAGCCGAGCGUUGGCAGGGGCCCCUGCCUCACCUGAUCCAGCGCAUGCCUGCUCCCCGCCCCGCCCCGGGGUGCACAGAGCCAGGCUGCCUGUUUGCUGCCCUGCGUCACCACGGCCCAGACCCCCUGCCCAGACUGCGGAGGAGGCGGCAGAUAUACAAGGAGCAGCUGAACACGCGCAUCGUGCUGGUGGCCAUGGAAACGUGGGCCUCCGAAGACAAGAUCCACGUGGGGGAGGAUUCGCUGCAGACGCUGAGUGACUUCAUGAGAUACCGGACGGAGGCGCUGCCGGAGCAGAGCGAUGCUGUUCACCUCUUCUCCGGGAGGACGUUCCAGAGCAGCCGCAGCGGGACGGCCUACGUGGGAGGGAUCUGCUCCCUCACCCGGGGUGGGGGUGUCAAUGAGUACGGGAACGUCGGCGCCAUGGCUGUGACUCUCGCUCAGACCCUCGGGCAGAACGUCGGCAUGAUGUGGAACAAGCAGCGGCGUGCCGCAGGGGACUGCCGGUGUCCAGAUUCCUGGCUGGGCUGCAUCAUGGAAGACACGGGGUAUUAUCUCCCGCGCAAGUUCUCCCGUUGCAGCAUCGAGGAGUACAGUCAGUUCCUGCAGGAGGGUGGGGGCAGCUGCCUCUUUAACAAACCCUUCAAGCUGCUGGACCCCCCUGAGUGCGGCAAUGGCUUUGUGCAGGCCGGAGAGGAAUGUGACUGCGGCUCGCUUGCGGAGUGUGCAAAGGGCGGCGGGAACUGCUGCAAGAAAUGCACCCUGACCCACAAUGCCAUGUGCAGCGACGGGCUCUGCUGCAAAGGCUGCCAGUACGAGCCGCGGGGCACACCGUGUCGGGAAGCUGUCAAUGAGUGCGACAUCCCGGAGAGCUGCACUGGGGACUCCAGCCAGUGCCCACCCAACCUGCACAAGCUGGACGGCUACUUCUGCGACCACGAGCAGGGCCGGUGCUAUGGGGGCAGGUGCAAAACCAGGGACAGACAGUGCAAUGCACUCUGGGGGCGUGCGGCUGCCGACAGGUUCUGCUACGAGAAGCUGAAUGUGGAAGGGACCGAGAGAGGGAACUGUGGGCGCGAGGGCCCAGCCUGGGUGCAGUGCAGCAAGCAAGACGUCCUGUGCGGCUACCUGCUGUGCACCAACAUCACGGGCGUGCCGCGGCUGGGCGAGCUCAGCGGGGAGAUCACCACGAUGACCUUCUACCACCAGAACAGAUACGUCGACUGCAGAGGUGGGCACGUCCAGCUGGUGGACGGCUCGGAUCUGAGCUACGUGGAGGACGGCACGCCCUGCGGCCCCAGCAUGCUGUGUCUUGACCACAAAUGCCUUCCCGCGGCAGCCUUCAAUUUCAGCGCCUGCCCUAGCAGCUGGGACGGGAUGAUCUGCUUUGACCAUGGGGUCUGCAGCAACGAGGGCAAGUGCAUCUGCCAGGCGGACUGGACGGGGAAGGACUGCAGCGUCUACGACCCCAUCCCGGAGCCCAGGCCCACCGGCGAAACCGAGAGAUACAAGGGUCCCAGCGGCACCAACAUCAUUAUCGGCUCCAUUGCAGGCGCCGUGCUGGUGGCGGCCAUUGUCCUGGGGGGAACUGGCUGGGGAUUUAAGAACAUCCGGAGAGGAAGGUAUGACCCGGCUCAGCCGGGGCUGGGCUAGCCCCCAUCACUCAUCUGUCACCCAUCACCAUCCCAUCCCCUCCCCUCGCUCGGCCCCGGUUGUUGGGACGCUACCGUCGCCUCCUGCUGGUUGCUGCGCCUGCCUGCCUGGAGCCUGCUGCACAGGCCAUGACCAUCGCUGCUCCUCCUCCAUGGGGCUGUGUCCCCCUCCCUGGGCGGAGGCCUGGGGGCUCUCUCGGGCCGGCGAGAGGGUGAUGGCAGGAGAGCCCUUCCACUGCCAGUGUGUCCUGGGGGCUCGGGCUGGGCUGGGCCGGAGCGGCAGGGAGUGCAGGGGCAGGCAGCAGAGGUUGGGCCAUCCAGCCUGGCCCCUUGCUGCCAGCAGCACCUGACCUGCUGGGGGCACUCUGCCCAGGGGCCAGGCCCGGCUGGACCCCGCACUAGCAGCGGCUCCAGUGGUCAGCUGGUUGGCAGCUGAUGCUCUCCCUCUGUCGGCUCCCAACGCUGCGCCCCAUUCACACGGCGAGGUGCCCACGCCAGCCCUGCCCAGCGUUUGCAGGGAGCAGAACAGCCUGCUCCUUGGGCACCCCAGGGCAGGGACUGGGUGGGUGGGUGUGGGAUCGUGCCCCUGAUGUGAACCUCCCGCCACCUGUCACUGUCUGUGUGUCCAUCUCGUCGCCCCCUGGGGCCGUGCCCGUCUUUGCGCCUGCGUCACUCACCGUCCCUGGGGAGCUUGCUGCUGAGGGGCAGCCCGCCUACCGCAGGGCACUGCCCCCCCCCAUGGGGCGGAGGUGGGGAAGCAGGGCACUGCCCCCCCCCGUGGGGCGGAGGUGGGGAAGCAGGGUCACUAGCCUAGAGGCCUGAGCUAUCCCGGGCUAGGUGUCCCCGAUGGCUGCUGUUCCUCAGGGUAGCGGGCAUUAGGGCACCCCGGGCAUGUGUGGAUGGCCCAGGGCAGGGCCAGGCCAGUGCCUCAACGCGUGUGCGCUCCAGUUGGGCUUGGGCCUGGCCAUGGCCCACGGAGGCUCUGACGCGAGGUGGCCAGUUCAAAUCCCACCCUGGCCCGUUCGCAGCAGGUUCCUGUUCUGGGCCCACGCCAGAGGCAGAGCUUGGGGCCCAUCAGGCGCUCGGGGGGCCGGGCAGUGGAGACAGCGUGCAGGUUGCGGGGGGGCUGGCCGGCAGAGGCCAUUGAGCCAGCACCCCCACCAGCCGGCUCUUUGCACCCGGAGUGGCAGAGCCUGGGCCUGCAGCAGUGGGGCCAAGAGUGUCCCAGCCAGUGGGGGGGCAAGAGCACAGCGCCUGCCCAGCCCCCCAGUGCCGCCCCGUCCCCCCAGCUGGCGCAUUGCUCCGGCAGGUGGGCCCCAGACAUGCUCCCCCUGUAGUGCUCAGACAAGUCUUGGGGUUCCCAGGUGAGGCCCAAGCACCCCAGGCCUGGGUAGGCAUCCGGGCCCUGUGCGACUCCCUUGGUUUGGGACUAACCAGCCCCUGAUGCUGUGUCUGCUCUGGCUGUUGGACCGCGCUGGGGUCACCCGCAUCUCCCGCACGCCGGUGCCAGCGCUAACAUGCCCCUCGCUUCUGUGUUGCAGGUCGGGAGGGGCCUAGCCCGGCCACCCCCUUCUGGUGGCUCUCUGCUGCCCUUCCACAGGGGAGGGGAGAAAUCUCCUAAAAACCAAAUCAGCCCCAAAUAAUGAUGUGACGAGAGGGUGAACAAUCAGUGACGUCUUCCGCUGCUGCCUGGCACCUGGCGUGGCCCUGGCUGCACCGGGCGAGGCCGGGAGGGGGCCACGCAGCCUUGCACUGGAGGGACCCAGAUGGCACAGACUCUGCGUGGACCCCGUAGCCUUGUGCCCAGCUGGCCAAGUGCUCUCUGUCUCCUUGACAGGCCGGCUGCCGCCCGUCCCUGCCUGAAUGUAGCUUCCACCCCCACCGCACUGUACUAUCACCAAUGAAUGUACCCGCUCGCCGCCCCACAGACCACGGCACGCCACCCACCUGCUGCCCGCGGGCAGACACGCUCACUUUCCUGUUGCGCGGAGUCUGGGUGGCACAGCUAACAGCGGGCAAAGGAGCGCAGGGGACAGGCGAGGAGCCGGCUGGAAUGGAGUCAGAGCCACCCCGUGAUCUAGGGGCUGCCUGGGCUCCCAUCCUUCACGUGGCCUGGCCUCAGUGCGUCUCCACCAUGACCCAUUGCCCGCCCCAGCUGCUGGGGGCUUGGUGCCCGGCCGUGCCGAUGGGGCUGGGAUUCUGCCAGGGAUAUUUUUUAAUGCAAAGCAACACAAUGAAUGUAGCCGGGGGGCAGCAUGGAGCUGGGUGUUUGCUGGGGGCGGCAGGGAGAGGGUUUGGACAUUGGUCUCACGGCGCCCGCUCACCCCACCCAACGGCUGCAAACCAGUGGGGAGGUGAAGAUACACCUGUGCCUGGCCUCCAGCUCAAACCUGCCCAGCCCCAUCAACUCAGGGGUCUGCUCCCAUGGGCGCCCAGCGCCUCCCCUUCCCCCCAGGAACAGGGACCAAGCCCACAGGCAAACCAAACCCAAACUGCCAUGGAGAGCCCAGGUGGGGUGGGCACGGUGUGAAUGGCCCAGCAUCUGCGCCGGUAAGCGCCAAAGCUGCUCUCGCACCAACACACGCUGGGCCAAUCCCAGCGAUCCCCUCCCCCACCUCGUCUCUCUAACUCCUGGGCCCAACCCGGCUACACCACUGCCGACAAACUGCCACCGGCCACAACCAGCCCUGGGCUGACAGCCCAUGCUCUGCACCGCUGGGUUCCUCUGGCCCGUCCACCACUACAUCCCACCCUCUCUCAGGCUCCUGUGCCCAACUGCGAGUCAGGACUCCUGGGUUCUCAGCCAGUGACUCACUGUGCAGCCUCAGGCAAAUCGCUUCCCCUUCCCGUGCCUCAGUUUCCCCAUCGGACGCAUAGGUGUGGUGCUGCUGUGCUGGCUUUGCCUGUCACUGCCCAGGGCCCUCUCUCCAUUACAGUCAUUCCUCUGAGCCCAAGCGCCCACCGCUUCAGCCCCUGCUCCUGGGCGGGGAGCAGUGAGGCUGGAGGCCCAGCCAGGCUCCCCAUCCCACGCCCUGCAGGCACAGCUCUUUCCAAGCCAGGGAUGGCCUGUGCGGGCGGGGCCCUGGCAUUGCAGGCUGUGAGGUUAGCAGUGAAGCAGGCCGGGGGGGGACAUCAGCCAGGGAUGAGCUUCUGCUGCUAGGGCCGGGAACCUGCCUCCUCCCUGCUCCCUCUGGGAGAAAAUGCCAGACAGUGAAUUGCCUCCUGAGCAGGUCCAUGGGCAGCCAACACCUCCGCAGGGCCCCUAGGGCCUCAGACCCCUUGGAGCCAGUGUUCCCCCAGCCCAGCCAGGCCCUUCGCAGCCGCUGCUCUGGCCACAGGAGAACCCCACGGGAGCAGCCCUGCAAAGUUCCUCGCCCUCACUGGCCCCUGGAACGGGGCUUGCUUGGCUUGGCAAGUGGAGUCUGGUGGGGUUUCCAGCCCCAGCCCCAACCCCAGCGUGCGGCUGGUGGCUUUGGGUACAAUAACCAGAUAAUAGCCGAGGAGGGCUGUGACCCCAUGCAGCAGGGCUGAGCGGAGUGCGCUCCAUUCCCCAGAGCCCUGGCCAGCCCCACCAGCCCAAACCGCCCCCUGCACACGCUCCACAGCCUGUGCUGGCCUCACCUGCGUAAGGGCUCGAGCUGCCUUUGCUGGCCCCCAAAGGCCGAGCUCUGCCGCAGAAGGGGCCUUCGCCUGGGCGGGUGAGCGAGGGGCUCACACAGUGACAGCUGGGGCUGCGGCAGGGGGCAGAUGCUGCCAACCACUGAUGGCCCUUUGGCCUGGGGCAGCCUGGCCCUAGUAAAAGCCAGGCCUCCUCCCAGCUGGACAGGGGGUUGCUCGUGAGUUGGUUCUAGCUGGCAGGGCACCCUGCUCUCCGCGGCGGGCAUUGCAUUUCCCAUGAGCUUGGCCUGGGGAGGUUUUACUUACAGCAUUAAAAAAAAAAUCACUUUG
Messenger RNA from Chrysemys picta bellii (western painted turtle), 6032 nucleotides. The record is from RefSeq and is a predicted model, not a curated record. NCBI's taxonomy places the organism in Eukaryota, Metazoa, Chordata, Testudines, Emydidae.